This is a messenger RNA of Penicillium daleae, 285 nucleotides long. Its product is annotated as SWI5/SAE3 family protein. Gene Ontology annotation, cellular component: Swi5-Swi2 complex; Swi5-Sfr1 complex. The record is from RefSeq and is a predicted model, not a curated record. The transcript is spliced from 2 exons. Gene Ontology annotation, biological process: double-strand break repair via homologous recombination; meiotic joint molecule formation; meiotic DNA recombinase assembly involved in reciprocal meiotic recombination. Lineage: Eukaryota; Fungi; Ascomycota; Eurotiomycetes; Eurotiales; Aspergillaceae. The annotation marks the transcript as partial.
GCUUGCACUACAUUCCCACCAACUAACCAGACCAUCCAGGACACGCUGCGCACCUCAAUAACCAAUCUCCAAACCCAACAAGCCCAGCUUGAAGCCGAGAUAGCAGAAAUCAAGACGCAACUCAUAAAUGAUCCCUCAGAGACCGUGAAACGGCACAUCCGCCUCUUACACGAGUACAAUGAGAUCAAGGAUAUCGCCCAGGGUCUAAUGGGUCUCAUCGCCGAAGCACGAGGUGUGCGACACGUCGAUGUGCAGCAGGAGUAUGGAGUGGAGGAGCAGGACUGA